Molecule: messenger RNA, 524 nt
Organism: Actinia tenebrosa (Australian red waratah sea anemone)
Lineage: Eukaryota; Metazoa; Cnidaria; Anthozoa; Actiniaria; Actiniidae
Source: RefSeq, a predicted model, not a curated record
AUCCGAGUCGAGGCUCCGAGGAAACAACAGAAUAAUUACGAUUACUCUAUUGUUUUCCAGGAGCCUCUACUUGGAUUGUUUUGUGCUUGAUCGCUCAACCCAUUAUUUCUGUGUCCCCAAAGCACGUAACUAAAACUAAAGUGCUACAAACCUUAGAAAAACAACUGAGGAAAAAAAUGAAGAACGCUGUCUUCACAUUGGUUUUGUUCUCUCUUCUUCCUACAGCAUAUUUCCUCAAAUGCUACACUUGUACUGACAGUAUCAACUGCAAGACUAGAGUGAUGACAUGCCCUACCCCGCUUAACGAGACAUGCAUGACAUUAAAGAUUGGUAGCAAGAUCGGCAAAUCCUGCAGCGAAAAAGACGUUUGUCUGGAGUUGUGUAAAGGACACAGUGAUUGUGAAUUUGCUUGUUGUGCUAAUGACCUGUGUAAUGAGGGUCUUCGUGUGGAGGCUAUUGUCACGCUGAUUAUUGUUAUGCUUGGUGUUAACUAUCUUAUGUAAAAUAAAACACUGAAAAUUUGA